Messenger RNA from Populus trichocarpa (black cottonwood), 1513 nucleotides. Its product is annotated as purine permease 1. Gene Ontology annotation, molecular function: purine nucleoside transmembrane transporter activity. Bases 307 to 1356 code for a protein of 349 amino acids. Gene Ontology annotation, cellular component: membrane. NCBI's taxonomy places the organism in Eukaryota, Viridiplantae, Streptophyta, Magnoliopsida, Malpighiales, Salicaceae. The record is from RefSeq and is a predicted model, not a curated record. The transcript has 2 exons.
ACUAAAAAAGAAGCAGGAACUCCUUACAUUAAUGAUAAUCUGGGGUGGGAUUUUCUUAUAUUAUUUAUUUUUUAGUUCAGUGGCUUCACAGUCAUUCUGCUUUUGUGAUUUUUUAGUAUUGCUACUGCUAGCUAGUGAUCUUUGUUGUUCACUAACAUUAGUGAGUACUACUAGAUGAAUAUAUGUUCAGUAUCUUGCACUACCUAACAUAAUAAACAAGAUUAAAUAGCCUAACGCACUAAAUUGCGCAUAUCCACUUCCCCUUCAUCGCUAACACAGGCAAGCCUACUGAAUCAAGAAGGAUUCAUGGACACAGAGCUAGGAAACAUGAAUGAACCAGACCAGCAUCAGAACAAGAAGCAUAUGAAGGCAUUUCUGGUAUUUUUAAACUGCAUGUUAAUGGCAGUUGGUCAAGUCGCAGGUCCAUUACUUGUGAGGAUUUACUAUUUGCAUGGAGGAAAGAGUAAUUGGCUCGGUGCCUGGCUACUUACAGCUGGUUUCCCAAUCUUGAUCAUCCCAAUAGCCAUAUCUUACAUAAGAGCUAGAGCUAGAGCACAGGCCGGUAGAUUAUUGGUCACACCUUGGCUUUUUUCUGCUAGUGUCAUCUUGGGACUCCUUCUUGGCCUUGAUAGCUAUCUUUACUCCUUUGGCAUGUCAUAUCUCCCUGUUUCUGUUUCUUCCAUUCUUGGUUCUAGUCAAUUGGCCUUCACUGCAAUUUUUGCAUAUAUAAUUGUCAAGCAUAAGUUCACGCAUUACUCGAUAAAUGCGGUGGCUUUGAUGACUUUCGGGUCUGUUAUUCUUGGUUUUCAUAUGAAUGGAGACAGACCGAGUGGCGAGUCUAAAGGAAAAUAUAUUCUGGGUUUCUUCAUGACUAUUGGUGGUGCAGCUCUUCAUGGGUUUCUAAUGCCUGCUUUGGAGUUUACUUACUUGAAGGCUGGCAAGGCCAUCACCUUUGACCUUGUCCUGCAAGUUCAGUUCCUUAUAUCAAUGUUUGCUACUCUAUUUUGCUCUAUCCCCAUGAUUAUCAACAAGGACUUUAAGGCUAUAUCCAAAGAGGCAGCAGAGUUUGGUCUUGGUAAAACAAAGUACUACACCAUACUAUUAAUAGCAGCCAUAGUAUUGCAGUUAUUAGUAAUAGGAAGUCUGGGGGUGAUAUUUAACUCCUCGUCACUUUUAGGGGGGCUUGUGUCAUCUCUUCUGGUUCCAGUCCAACAGGCAUUUGCUGUGAUGAUCUUGAAAGAGGUCUUUAAUGCAGAAAAGGGCAUGGCCUUGGCCAUGUGUCUAUGGGGUUUUGCUUCUUACUUGUAUGGAGAAUACCAGAAGCCAGAAGCCAACAAAGAAGAAUCGACCCAUUAGUUAAUCAGGAAAUACUACAUUUGUUUCUGUAUGCAUAAUUAUGAAUCAACUGCAUCCUUAUGAAGCUAUGCGCUUUUCUUUAUUCAGCUGUAUCUACUGUUGUGAAGAGUAUGAUCUCGCAUAUCUAAAAUAAAGACUGCUGACUUGAUUUCGUGAA